This is a messenger RNA of Symbiodinium necroappetens, 459 nucleotides long. The record is from the annotation of a GenBank genome assembly. Lineage: Eukaryota; Dinophyceae; Suessiales; Symbiodiniaceae.
AUGCAGGUGGCGCAGCUGAGCAUCAUGAACGAGGAAGCCACGGGCGGGGUCGAGGUUACUCACAGCACACCUCCGCAGGCCAUGAAAGGUCUGUCGGGCCAGAUCCGGGGAGGACCUCCCAGCCCUCAAGAGGCGAGGUUCCUGACAUACAGGACAAGGCAGAACCAGCUCACCACUGGGGGAGACAAUGGCCCCGCUGCCGGGGCGAUGCAAGCACUGCUCACGCUCGUGGCGACGCUGCUGCGAGCCACUCACAAAGGCGGCACGGUCGUGGGCUGUGCGGGCCUCAUCAACCGUGGGCAUGGCCUGAAGCACCAGCCGAGCACUGGAGGUAAAGAAACGCUUCUGUGCACCAACGACGGAGGCGGGAGGGCAGACAUGGCCAGGCGUUGGGCUGGCCCUUUCAUCCACUCCGUUUUUGACAAGUCUCAUUUCUACGCCGAAGUCAGUGAGGACUGA